AUGGCCUGGUUUGGUGGCAGUGCAAUGGCCCUUUACCAUUCCAACAAUCUAUCUUGCUUCAUAGUAAUUCAGCUAUUCAUUUCGCUUCUGGCAUUCUUUGGAGUGUACUGUUCUCAAGCCAUUGCAUGUCCAAGUUUCGAUGGCUACAUUGCAUUUCCGGACACCGACCACGGUGGGGACGACCUGGGCAACCCUGGCUCCGCUGCGGCAGCCGCUACCGAGUGUGCCAAGUUGCCAGAUUGCCAAGGCUUCAAUGUCAACGGCUGGAUGAAGGCCUCUGUGGAACCAUUAACAUAUUUUGAAUCCGUUUGUUUUUUUAAAAAAACUCCAGCAUGUCCAAGUUUCGAUGGCUACAUUGCAUUUCCGGACACCGACCACGGUGGGGACGACCUGGGCAACCCUGGCUCCGCUGCGGCAGCCGCUACCGAGUGUGCCAAGUUGCCAGAUUGCCAAGGCUUCAAUGUCAACGGCUGGAUGAAGGCGUCUGCGGAUCCAUUGACGUACUUGGAAUCAGUUUGUUUUUUUAAAAAAAUUCCAGGGCCGCCGCCGCCCUUGCCUCCCAGUCCCCCACCGCCAACACCGCCAGGCAUUCAACAGAUUACCACGAAUUUCCAGGCUGGAUUUGUGGGGGUCACCCUGACGGUGGAUGGAGCCCUCAGCUGGGUCGGUACAUGUCGGUACAAUAGUUUUUAUGGUCUAGAGACAGGGUCACCGACAGUGUUUUUAGAUUGGGCCACAGAACCCCGUAGUGACCACCUAAAAAGCUUUCCGUACAAAGCAGCACUGCAGCACUGGAACGAGUCGGCUGCCUACCGCAGCGCAGACCACGGGCAGUGGGAAGUUGGCGCUAGCAUGAAGUCAGAACAAAGCUUGACGUGCCAAGCUGCGGUGUGCGCUGCACACACCGCAGCUUGA
Volvox carteri f. nagariensis is the source of this 915-nucleotide messenger RNA. RefSeq lists its product as uncharacterized. The transcript has 4 exons. Lineage: Eukaryota; Viridiplantae; Chlorophyta; Chlorophyceae; Chlamydomonadales; Volvocaceae. The record is from RefSeq and is a predicted model, not a curated record. Bases 1 to 915 code for a protein of 304 amino acids.